Sturnus vulgaris (Common starling) is the source of this 387-nucleotide messenger RNA. The record is from RefSeq and is a predicted model, not a curated record. NCBI's taxonomy places the organism in Eukaryota, Metazoa, Chordata, Aves, Passeriformes, Sturnidae.
AUGACCCAACCCUUGACCACGCCCCCAACCCUUGACUGUCCCCAACCCUUGGCCACGCCCCCCACCCCCCCGCGGCCGCCCCGCACCGUGACCGCGCCGCCGUCCCCGCAGGGCAUCGGCUGUUACAUGUUCCGCAUCGACGAGGCCGAGGUGGUGGACGCCACCAUGCACGGCAGCGCCGCGCGCUUCAUCAACCACUCGUGCGAGCCCAACUGCUACUCGCGCGUCAUCCACGUCGAGGGCCACAAGCGCAUCGUCAUCUUCGCCCUGCGCCGCAUCCUGCGCGGCGAGGAGCUCACCUACGACUACAAGUUCCCCAUCGAGGAGCCGGCGGCCAAGCUGCCCUGCAACUGCGGCGCCCGGCGCUGCCGGCGCUUCCUCAACUGA